CCAAUCAAAACAUGGCAGCUGCUAACAUAGUGACACGUUUCCUCUCUACAGCUUAAUCGUCUCGACUUCCUACGGUUCUCUGGAAAAUAGAAAUUGUUAUGAAAAUCCUGCAUAAUAAAGUCUCGAUCUUAAUCAGGUUUCUUCAACUUCUCUCUUUUGCAAUCUCCAAAAAAUAUCCCGACAAGCUUGUGUUUGUUCAUCCUCUUCAAAAGUUUGCUUAAUUGUUUGAAAUCAGUCUUCACCUGAUGAUUACCGGUGUACCGGUUAUGAGUUAAGCGUUCCUAUUGGAAAGGAUGAUGAGGUAGACGGAUUAUACUCGGUUGAUUGAAAGGUGGUUCAGUAGGGUUGGCGAUUAGGCGGUCAAACAAAGGAUUACUUCUGGAUCAAUUUGAGCAAUCUCAAUUUUAAUUAACUGGAGAUGUAAGAUCUUCGAUCAUGGGCGUCGGUUUAGGCGAAGGAGAGCUCAUAUGGUUAUCGGUGCUUUAAAGCUUUGUUAAAACGAAGAAGAAGAAUGGAUUGAAACUAAACGGAGAUGGAGAUUCCGGCGCAGCACACGGCGGAGAAGAAUCGUGGAACGUGAUAGUCGAGGAAGCUCUUCAUGAAAGGCACGUCGCGGGCCAAGCAGUUUCCUUCGUCUUCCGCCAUCUCGGCGCUAAUCAGUAAGGAUUCGAUCAGUGUGAAGAAACGAAGCAUUGGAUUUGGGGUCACCAGGUGUGCAAGCUUCUAUGUGCCUCCCCUAAUCAAUCAGGUUCCAUCUCUUUUUUUUCUCUCUCUCUCUCAAUAUCAUGCAUCUCCCCUUAUGAAAUUGUAUGAUGCAUUGCAUUUGUCGGAGCUGUUUAGUAGGUUCGGAGGUGCAGACACAAGUGUCUAACCAAGAGAUCUCGAACUGGAUUAUGUAUGAAGACGUUGGUCUUCUAGGAUUUCGUGUGAGAUUACUUGAAAUCAAUCAAGUAUUUGAAUCAAUCCGUCAAGCUUUUCACCACCAGAAACUGGAUACAAAUUAUUCUGAGUCUCUCAGAUGCUUAGUACAGCCACGUAUGGAUUCUGUAAAAUCAGUAUAUGAAAUUCAUUGUAUAAAUUAUUUUUUCACGUGCAAAAGGUCAAGUGGAAUCUGUGAUUCCUUCGGAAUAUAUGUCUCCCCCAUCUUCCCCAUUCCAGUCUGCAGAAGCUACUGCACAGAAAAACUGAAGCAUUCCUUUCAAAUGACUACUAUGAGUCAGACAUUGCAUGGAUGGACUUGGCUUCAUUUGAAUCCGAGAUGAUAAAGCCACAACUGAUCUGAAACUCUUUGGUGUCAAUCUAAAGUGACAUGAAGGAGUUGUUGGUCGGAUUUCACUGAGUAUCAAAACAAAGCUCCAAAAGCAGAAGUUACACGAUGAAGAAUAGCUCCAAAAGCAGAAGUUACACGAUGAAGAAUCUGGAGCUGAGAAAACUGAAGAUUAGUAGCUGCGGACAAGCCGGACGAGUCUUAUGACUGAGGACAGGAGUUUACAAACGACGUAAUAACUUUGAGGAUAUGAGUAUACAUAAAAGACACUAAAAGAGAUUGCGGAUAGAAAGCUUGGGAACACCAAGAAGCCAUAAAAUGAAAACAAGACAAAACAUUAUUAUAUGGAGUAAGCUUCUCAUUACAAUAAGUUAAUUCUUACAGUACACAAGUGCUGCUUUUAUUCUUUUCGAAAGAGCACCUACCUUUUAUAUUUAAUAGUUUCCUACAAAAUAUAGAAAAGACUAAAUCAUUAUUCAUUUUUUAUUGAUUUACUUUCCUGUAAACCAAAUUUUCCACCAUGAAAAAAAUGUAAAUGAUUAUAAUAAUGAUUAAAAAUAUACGUUAUUUCUUC
Messenger RNA from Brassica napus (rape), 1841 nucleotides. RefSeq lists its product as uncharacterized. The coding region runs from base 810 to 1262 and encodes 150 amino acids. The record is from RefSeq and is a predicted model, not a curated record. Lineage: Eukaryota; Viridiplantae; Streptophyta; Magnoliopsida; Brassicales; Brassicaceae. The transcript has 7 exons.